UUAAGAUGGCAGCUCUUCAACCUAGCCUGGAUGCAGCAAACACUAAGGACAGAUUCAAGGGGCGUGUAGCUAUAGUCACAGGGGGAGCCAGUGGUAUAGGCAGUGCAUGUGUACGACGAUUCUUGAAUGACGGAGCACUUGUUGCCUUCUUCGACAUCGACCAAGUUGCCGGGAAACAGCUGGAGGCUGAGCUCCAGGCGGCUGGCUUUGAGACGAAAUUUUACCAGGUCGACGUUUCCGACAGAGAGGCGUGCUUCAAGGCCGUUAGCCACGUAGCUAACCAGUACGGUGGCUGCAUCAACUUUCUUGUGAACUGUGCCGCGGUAUUCAUAUAUAAAGCUCUAGAUGCCGACACGUCCGACUGGGCACAAGUCAUGAGUGUGAAUGUGGCUGGAUACUCGAAUAUGGUACAGGCCUGCUUCCCUCACAUGAAGACAGCCCAACCUGACGCCAGAUCAGUCGUCAAUAUAGCUAGCAUCUUCGCCCACGUGUCAUCGUCCAAUAAGUGGACGUACUGUACCAGUAAAGGUGCCGUGCUGGAGCUGACCCGGUGUAUGGCACUGGACCUGGCCAAAGAUGACAUACGGGUGAACUCCGUGUCACCGGGAUCAAUAAAUACGGCAUCGGUCGCAAAAUUUUUCGCAGGCGAUGAAGACCAAAAGAAGUGGUUCGAGGGAUGUCACAUGAUGAACCGUCUCGGCGAAAGCGCAGAAGUUGCCGCCGCCAUUGUCUUCCUCUGCAGCAAAGACGCAUCCUUCAUCACUGGCGCUGAUCUCUCGGUAGAUGGCGGGUACGCAGCAGUAGGCCCUGAAAGGCAUGGGAAAGAUGGAGCCAAGUUUACUGGCACGAUCCCAAAGUAGAUGCUGCACAUGUCCUUCACUUAGAACUGAGCAAAGUUUAACUGUCCACUGGUCCGAAUGGUUCCUACCAUCUGCCCAUUGCCCUUCCAUUUUAGAAAAUAGGGGAGGACCAUCUCGCGACACCACGAAAUUAAAUCGUUGGUAGAAAAAUGAAUAGAAAAACGCCAAUAAAAUAACUGGUCCUUCUAUGUUUAAUGCCUUACAUAAUGCAUGGUUUAAAUAAUGCAAUGCAGAAUAACAAGAUACAGUACGAAAAGUAGUGCCUUAUUGGUUGUAAAGGUAUAUAUGGAGAGCGUAUAAUUGAUUAUUUAAAAUGAAUCCAAUGCUGUGUAUUGAGAUGAAUGUCAUAGUAAAAUGCUUAACAAUAACAAUAAUAAUAAAAGUAGUGCAAUUAGAAAGUCUCUUUGAGGUAAUUAUACUGUCACCUUAUAUUUCAGAGAUUAACACUUUUUAGUAGUUGUAUUACAGGCCGGCUUUAUCCAGACCCUUUUCCGUUGCAUAAGCCGUUCAAAGGACAGUUCACGGAUUAUCGUAUAUUACAAUGAACUUCUGCUAGUGUAAUCAAAGCAUGUUCCAUAUUUCCUUGACAAUGGUCAAAGAUAUUCUGUAUAGUUUUUCUACAACAAAUUUUAUUUUCCCUCGAGAAAUAAAUGUAACUCAUGAAACGUUGCACAA
Messenger RNA from Lingula anatina, 1535 nucleotides. RefSeq lists its product as uncharacterized. The record is from RefSeq and is a predicted model, not a curated record. Lineage: Eukaryota; Metazoa; Brachiopoda; Lingulata; Lingulida; Lingulidae. Gene Ontology annotation, molecular function: oxidoreductase activity.